This is a messenger RNA of Anolis carolinensis (green anole), 13532 nucleotides long. RefSeq names its product protocadherin beta-16-like. Gene Ontology annotation, molecular function: calcium ion binding. Gene Ontology annotation, cellular component: plasma membrane. The record is from RefSeq and is a predicted model, not a curated record. Gene Ontology annotation, biological process: homophilic cell-cell adhesion. Lineage: Eukaryota; Metazoa; Chordata; Lepidosauria; Squamata; Anolidae.
GUUAAAAGGCAUGUAUGUCCCUCUAAAAAAAGUAAAGUAGAAUCAUAGAAUCAUAGAAUAGUAGAGUUGGAAGAGACCUCAUGGGCCAUCAAGUCCAACCCCCUGCCAAGAAGCAGGAAAUCUCGUUCAAAGCACCCCCGACAGAUGGCCAUCCAGCCUCUGUUUAAAAGCCUCCAAAGAAGGAGCCUCCACCACAGUCCGGGAGAGAGAUUUCCACUGCCGAACAGCCCUCACAGUGAGGAAGUUCUUCCUGAUGUUCAGGUAGAAUCUCCUUUCCUGUAGUUUGAAGCCAUUGUUCCGUGUCCUAGUCUGCAGGGCAGCAGAAAACAAGCUUGCUCCCUCCUCCCUAUGACUUCCCCUCACAUAUUUGUACAUGGCUAUCAUGUCUCCUCUCAGCCUUCUUUUCUGCAGGCUAAACAUGCCCAGUUCUUUCAGCUGCUCCUCAUAGGGCUUGUUCUCCAGACCUUUGCUCAUUUUAGUUGCCCUCCUCUGGACGCUUUCCAGCUUGUCAACAUCUCCCUUCAACUGUGCUGCCCAGAAUUGGACGCAGUAUUCCAGGUGUGGUCUGACCAAGGCAGAAUAGAGGGGUAGCAUGACUUCCCUGGAUCUAGACACUAUACCCCUAUUUAUGCAGGCCAGAAUCCCGUUGGCUUUCUUAGCAGCUGCAUCACAUUGCUGGCUCAUGUUUAACUUGUUGUCCACAAGGACUCCAAGAUCUUUUUCACACGUACUGCUGUCUAGCCAGGCAUCCCCCAUUCUGUAUUUUUGCAUUCCAUUUUUCUGCCGAAGUGAAGUAUCUUGCAUUUGUCCCUGUUGAACUUCAUUUUGUUAGUUUCGGCCCAUCCCUCUAGUCUGUUAAGAUCGUUUUGAAUUCUGCUCCUUUCUUCUGGAGUGUUAGCUAACCCUUCAUCUAAACCGUUAAUAAAGAUGUUAAACAGAACUGGGCCCAGGACAGAACCCUGCGGCACUCCACUCGUGACUUCUUUCCAUGAUGAAGACGACACAUUGGUCAGCACCCUUUGGGUUCGUUUGCUUAGCCAAUUACAGAUCCAUCUAACUGUAGUUUUGUCUAGCCCACAUUCUACUAGUUUGUUUGCCAGAAGGUCAUGGGGGACUUUGUCAAAGGCCUUACUGAAAGCUAGGUACGCUACAUCCACAGCAUUCCCUGUAUCGACCCAACUCGUAACUCUAUCGAAAAAAGAGAUCAGAUUAGUCUGGCAUGACUUGUUUUUGGUAAAUCCGUUUUGACUAUUAGCAAUGACUGCAUUUGUUUCUAAGUGUUUGCAGACCACUUCCUUAAUGAUUUUUUCCAGAAUCUUGCCUGGUAUCGACGUGAGGCUGACCGGACGGUAAUUGUUUGGGUCGUUCUUUUUUCCCUUCUUGAAGAUAGGGACCACAUUUGCCCUCCUCCAAUCUUCUGGGACUUCUCCCGUUCUCCAAGAACUCUCAAAUAUGAUUGCCAGUGGUUCUGAAAUAACUUCAGCUAGUUCCUUCAGUACUCUUGGAUGUAGUUGAUCUGGCUCUGGCGACUUGAAUUCGCUUAGAGUGGCCAGGUGUUCCUGGACAACUUGUUUCCCUAUUUGGGGUUGGAUUUCCACUAAUCCUUCGUCCAUUUCAUGUUGCUUAGGUUGGAGAUGGCUUUCUUUUUGUGAGAAGACCGAGGCACAGAAGGCAUUAAGCAGUUCUGCCUUUUCCCUAUCCCCUGUCGCCAUCACCCCAUCUUCUCCUUGCAGUGGCCCUAUCGCCUCUUUUUUCUUCCUUUUUCUACCAACGUAAGCAAAAAAGCCUUUUUGGUUGUUUUUAAUGUCCCUGGCAAGCCUGAGCUCAUUUUGCGCUUUAGCCUUGCGAACCUUUUCCCUACAGGAGUUGGCUAUACAUUUGAAUUCUUCUUUGGUGAUUUCUCCCCUUUUCCACUUCUUGUGCAUGUCUCUUUUGAAUCUUAGCCCGGUUAGAAGUUCUUCGGACAUCCAUUCUGGCUUCUUCGCACUUGUAAUCUUUUUUUUCUUUGUUGGCACUGUUUGCAUUUGCGCCUUGAGUAUUUCACUUUUUAAAAACUCCCAUCCAUCCUUAACUCCCUUGUCUUUUAAUAUUGGCGUCCAUGGAAUGCUGCUCAGUAUUUCCUUCAUUUUUUGGAAGUUAGCUCUCUUAAAGUCCAGAAUGUGUGUUUGACUUGUCUUAGUUUCAGCCUUCCUUUGUAUCACAAACUGCAGGAGCACAUGGUCACUUGCCCCUAAGGAUCCGACCACUUUGACUGUAUUGAUCAGGUCUUCCACAUUUGUUAAGAUUAGAUCAAGAGUUGCCGAUCCCCCUGUUGCCUCUUCUACCUUCUGGACCAUAAAAUUGUCUGCAAGGCAAGUGAGGAAUUUGUUGGACUUUGUGCUUUUGGCCGAGUUUGUUUUCCAUCAGAUAUCUGGAUAGUUGAAAUCUCCCAUGACUACUACAUCUCUUCUUUGUGCCUGUUUGGUCAGCUGUUGACAAAAGGCUUCAUCAAGUCCUUCAUCCUGACUCGGGGGUCUGUAGUAUACACCCACGAUGAGAUCUUUUUGAGUCCCGGUUCCCUUGAUUCUUAUCCAAAUUCUUUCAAGCUGGUUUCCCGGAUUACAGUCUUUUCUUCUGCAACUUAACUGUUUUUGACAUACAAAGCUACUCCCCCUCCUCUCCCCUUUGUUCUAUUUCUGUGAAAGAGGUUAUAGCCCUCGAUGGCUACAUUCCAGUGAUGGGAGUCAUCCCACCAGGUUUCAGUGAUGCCUAUGACGUUGUAUGUGUGGUACUGUGCUAAAAGUUGGAGCUCCUCUUGCUUAUUUCCCAUGCUCUGUGCAUUAGUGUAAAGACAUGAAACCCCUGUGACCUUCCCCCAAGCUGUUUAUUUGGGAUUAUUGUGCUCUCGGUAAUUGGUCCUUGCUUUGUGAGCCCUCCAUUUAGCCUUUUGGCGGUUCCCUGUGGUCGUGGGUAAUAUAGUGUUUGCCAGGCUGUUGUUCCCCUCCCCCAGUGGAUCUAGUUUAAAGUGCGCCUGAUGAGGUUUGUGAGUCUGUGUGCAAAAAGAUGUUUUCCAGACUCACAAACCUCAUCCGGCGCACUUUAAACUAGAUCCACUGGGGGAGGGGAACAACACGUAGAGUGAAGCUGGAACCAAUCCUUACCUCCCUCCCUCAAUUGCUAACUGGGCCUUGGAGGUCACCACCAGGACCAUUCCACCUCCUCUUCUGUCAUCUUCUUCAUUGGUGAUUCCCAAGUACAGGGUCUGCACUGCAUUCUAGAUCUGUGACCCUCCAUCCUCUGCUACUAUUUCCCAAUUUUAUCCUUCCCACUACACACAAGUGCCAUUACUGGGUGGCACUGGCAGAGGACUAUCAUUUUAACCUCAGAAACUUCAUCCCUAAUGAGAAAAACACAGAAAAUAAGGGGCAUAAAUUCCUUGUAUGUGCCUGCAAGCAUUUGGAUCUGUGUUUUGCCCUGUUGGUUCUGCUUCUGGGGAAAACAGAAGAAAACAAAGAUAAGAGUUCAGCCAUCUUAGUCUGCCUCCCCCCCCCCCCCCCCCAGUUUACCCAUAAUAAGAGAGGAGGACCUGCAAAACACAGGUCCUCCUCUUUUAUUCCUUUUCCCCUUUGUUUUUAUUUUUUAUUUGAUUCCUAGGACCUUAUCACACUGGGGCAAAUUGGCCUCUUGCAACACUUUGAGGGCAGGGCCUGCCGAGAGGCAUCUGAUAAUGCUUGCUUGGCCCUGCCCCAUUAAUCCCUGAAGUGGUGAGGAAGUGUUCCAAGAUGGUUCCUUGCCCACUAUGGAGAGGUGUUUUUCAAAUAGCUCCUAAUGGAGCUACCUGUAUUUUCACCUAUUUCGCCUAUUUGAUGGGGGAAAUAGGAAAGAGCAACGCACGUUGUUGCCCUUCCCCAUCUGAUGGGUACAGAGAGAGAGCGUCAAGUGCCUCAUUCUGUUCCUCCAAUGUUAUGGGGAAAGGAGGCAGGGCAUGUGAAAUGGAACAAAUGGUGGGCAUUGCUUGUCUGUAUAAUGAGAUCCCUAGAGUAUGCAAGCAUGUUAAAUAUGAUUUUCUUUGUUGGGGUUUGGGGGGGUUAAUAUAUUCACAGGUGUUCCACUUUUCCAGGGACCAUGGAGAACUGGAUGUAUUAAAUUGUGGUCCUAUCCAAGUUUCUUAUUCUUUCUCAGUUUAGCUUCUUCCUUCUUUAAAGGCCUUCUUUAAGGCAUUUCUUUGGCCAGCACUGCUGUCAUUGCUCAUCCAUCAUUUUAGAAACUGUUGAAACACAUACAUCAGAUUAAUCACCAAAAUCAAUGGAAAACUGUUGAUUCAGUAAUCAUCCUGUUAAAAUGCAAAGCAGCUCAUAGUUGCCUUGAUAUAAAUGCACAUAGAUGUUGAUGCUGCAAACUAUUAAAGCUCCUAUAUAGGUUUCAUAGUACCUUCCAUAGCGAAAGUAGUAUCUACUAGUCCAACAUUGGGUCCAAACAUUUUAAAAAUGUAGUACUCCAUGAAUGGGUAAGAAUCUAUUACUGUAUAUGCAUGUAUUUAACUAAGUUUCUGUGGGAUCACUACUUGUGUAUGUGUGUGUUAAGAGAAAAACACCUGGUCAAUUACAACUCAUGGUUGAGUAAUUGGAACAAUCAGGGCUAACAGGCUUGAGCCACUCCCUGAAUGGGGUAUAUCUGGGAAAUGUUUGUAAUGUCUUUUGGGGACUUACUGAAUACUUGCUAAGAGCCUACUAUGAAGAUGCGUGAGUUUAAUGCAAGGAACGUUAUGUGAGUUGCUGGAAGUUUUAUUGUGAUUUUUGACUCUGCUACUUAAGAGUAAAUUUUUGAUUUUCUCUUCCAUUUUCGUGGCUUGUUUUUUUUUGCUCAUUGUGGAUACACCAAAGGACUGGAUAAGUCUGGUCAGGACUACACGCAGUUUGUUUUUCAACAAACCCGUAACAGAAUCCAGUGUGAUUGCGUUUGUGUGGAUGUGGAUGUUACUUUUGUUAUACUGGAACAUAGGUCAUCUGCACAAUAGAAGUUCAAUUGAAUCAACUUUUUGUGUAAAUUUCCUUGACAAAUGUUAGCUAUUUUUAUAUUCAACAGAAUGCGGUGCGGGUGGGGUCUUCAUUAAGAGAGAUGAAAAAGGAUUUUCUUUUAGGUCCUUUUUCAAGACUACAGCUCAGUAGUCUUCCUGAUAAUGAUCACAAUGGAGCUGCAUUCUCAGAUUUGUGUGUCUUAAUUUAUUUUCUUCUUUGCAUUUUGUUAUCCUUCUUGGCUACUCUUAUUGGGGUCCUUCUACACAAAUGAAUAACACGUAUCUGAUCCAUCAUCCCAAACUAAAGUUGCUGUCCCAUGGUGGCCCAAACAGGAAUCUCUAAGCCACCUUCGAGGCAGCAGGGAGUCCCCACAUGGUUCUGGGCAGGGAUUCAAAUACAGAGCUCGCUCCUUCCCCCAGCCUCCUUAGCAUAAUGCCUGCUGAAAGGCUGCCAGAACUCCACUUUGUAUGGUUAGUGGUUGAGUUGUGGCUGGAGACAGCAGCAACAUGGAGGAGAGGGAAUGGAAAAAGACAGUCAACUGUGUUCCCAGGCCCAAGAUAGCUGCUUGGACUGUCAUUAACUCAGGGGAAAACCCAACUCCUGCUUCAGGAUUUGGGUUUUUUUCCUGAGUUAGUUUAAUCUGGGGAAAACUGUGCUAAGCAGUUUUGCCUUGGAUUAAUAUGGCUCAUCCCUGUGCAGGGUUUAGCUACCUUGGGGCUGAUUGCUUUGCACACUAAUCUAAGCAGUCAAUGUAGAUGUGCCCUUGGAUUGUUUGACUUUCGUCUAUUAGGAAUGCUCUUCUAAGUGAUAUUAAGUACUAGCUAAUUCUUUAGACCACUUUUUAUGUCUUGGAAAUAGGACAGGAAUUUUGAAGAGAAGAGGAAGCAGCUAUGACCAUUUAUUUGCUAACUGGCUUUCAGACUGACAGUCUAGCAGGUGGCACAGUGGAAAAAAGAAAGCACUAAACAACAUCAAUACUGUAUUUAAAGAGGGGUUCUAUCUAAUAAAAGGGUUUCUUUGGCAGAUAGAAUAUCAUUGAAAACAUCUUUUCCAAGGUUCUGAUAAUAAUAAAGAUCAUUACUGUAGUGCUGGGCCACAGAUUCUGGUCUAUAUGGCUGUUGUGUUCUAAACAUUUCUAAGCACUACAUCUUCUUGUCUUAAACCACAUAUGACGUCGUCCCCCCCCCCCCCCCUAGUUAUAACCUAUAGCAUAUGCAUUAUGUAUUCAUCACAAGUAAAUGAAUCAGCUAAAGAUUUAUAUAAAUGAAAAUUUUGCAAAACAAAUUCUUGCCACUUUUAUUCAAAAGGAUCUUUUUUGUGAUUCACACUGUUAUUGACAUAGAUAAUUCCUUUAGUUUGCUUCUGAAUUGAUGAUUUCUUAUAUUGUUUUAUCCUUGAAGCUUAAUUCAUAUAGAUCAAAUAUGGAUUCUCCUAUCUCCUGCAAAUAUCUUAGGAUUUCAUCACAUGGGAUAUGUAAAGCGUCUAGGAUGGCUCGUUUUUCUUUAAGCUUUGCAAAGCCCUGUUUGGAAAUUAAGUUGAUGAUUUCCCUAUCCCCAUCACCCCCUUCUCCUUCUCUGCUUUCUUUAGGAUUUAUCUGUUUGAUUUGCCAUCACAUGGUUUCCUCACACUGUCCCUCUCUUGUUUUUUUGGUUUUUUUGUGAAAAAAACCUUCUGUUUUUGUAAUCUUGAGAGUUCAAUUUACAGCCCAAAAAACUCACAACAACAUAUAUAGAGGGAUUAUUCUUAUGUUGCAGAAUUGAGAACAGGAGGGAGGCGAGAAAUGAAGCUUUAGCUGUCUUAUAUAUCUCUCUGCUAGCCUUUUGAUAGGCAAAACAAAACCUGAUAGCACAGUAGGAAUUUCAGAGAGGCAAUUAUGACAAUAGUAGGUAAGAGUUCAGAAGGACUUUUACAAGAAGGGAGAUAACACAGGAAGAGAGGGGGGGAUGUUGAAAGAGGGAGCUCAGAGACAAGCUUAGGAUUUGCAUGCUUUGAUAUUCUCCUGAAUGUUUUGAAUAUCUUUGAAUGUUUGCUAUACCUCCUCAGCCCCAAAUGGUAAUGGCAGAAGAAAGGAAUUAUUACUGCCCUUCUUGGCUCCUCCCUCCAUAGUGAUGUCAUCAUAUUUACAAAUGAGUGAGGCAGAAUUACAAAAACAUGCUGAAUUGAGCAUUUUUACACAUCUCUAUAUAGGGAAUGGAAGAAUAAGCCACUUGCCAACCAACUUAGAAAACAUUAGGAAAAUCCACUCUUUGGAAACAGCAAGAUAUCUCUACCCCACAUUUGAAGCUUGCAUCAUAUGAAGGGCACCAUCUGUUGUUUCUUAAGUGUGUUGAAAUGCUGAUUUUAUUGCAUGUGAUGAAAUCAUAAGUAACUUGACAUCUAUUACCUUUGAUUAUGUGACCUUCGGCAGAUAACUCUUUCAACCUCAGAGGAUGGCAAUGGCAAACCUCUUUUGAACAGAACUUGCCAAGAAAUCUCUGUGAUAGGGUCAACUUAAAGUUGCCAUAGAUUGUAAAUAACUUUUUCACCCUUCUAUACUACAAUAGGUCAAAUAUGAUUUGAACAUCCUAUUGUCAUCUAAAGGAGAAAUUGUUGGAAUAAAAAUGUCAUUUAGGGAUAGUUUUCAGUGUAUUCUCUCUAAUUUGAGCUAAUACUGAUAUUCUAAGGUAGGCUUUCCCAAUUUAAAUUCAGUUUAUUUUCCUCUAUUUUAUUUUUAUUAAGCUGAAUAGGACAAAAGGUCCACUUUAGAGGGGCAUUACUGCUUAUCUCCGUAUUUGAAGAUAAAAAUGAGACUGCUGAAUAAAGACCUUUUGGUUUUCCUGGUAAGCAUUGCAAGGAUGGAGAUAGUCAAAAUAUGGGGGGAAAGAGGGAAUUUAUCAUUACAGAAUUGGUUAAACAGAAUAUAUACCAUAGUUUUAUUUAAAAAUUAAAAUACAAAGUGUGAUUAGAAAGAGGAGAAAUAAAAGAGAAUUUGAUUGAGAUUAUAUGAAAACCAUUUAUCAGCUAUGUGUGCUGGAACAAUAGGAAAUUUAAAUCACCUUUGAUCAAGUGAAAUUUUGGAUAUAUGACUAAGGGAAACACUCUGAUUUCAUUUCAGUGAUUAAAGGUUGGCAGACUAAUCUUUGCAUUGUACUGAAAAAUCUCAAUCUGAAUACCAAAAAUGGGUUCAACGUUGCAUGCAAAAACUAAGGAUCUAAUGAUCUAAACUAAAAACCCUUUCUCUGUAGUUCAGCUUUGUAUAAUUGGAUCAACAAUUGAAAGGAAAUGUCUGAGAGAUACCAUGUGAAUAGGUGAGAUUAAAACAAUUAUCGAAUACACUAGAAGCAGAAAAUCCCCAGGGCCAGAUGGCUUUCCUGUGUUAUAAAACAUACUAAUACCGAUAGGUUUGCAGAUUGUUCUGUUUGUACCAAAAUAUAUUUGAAUCAGGCUCUUUUCCAAUGUUCUUUUAGGAAACUUUUAUUUCUGAUGUUCCUAAAUGUUGAUGCUAAAAUAUUAGGCGUAGUAUUGGCAAAUAGGCUACAAAACAUUUAGAAUCCAAUCAUCCUAUGUAGGUAUUGCUUGUGUUAGAGAAGAAUUUGAGGCUUAUUGAAUUAGUUUUUUUAAAAAAAAAAAUCUAAUUCAGGAAUAGUUUUCACUCAUCUGGCUAUUAUUUCACUUAAUGCUAACAAAGCUUUCGAAAGAAUUAAUUGGCAGUAUAUUUUUAAGAACAUGAAGAGACUGAAGUUUCCAUUCAAAGGUUCAGAAUGAAUUUACACUAGACACUUUACAUCUUUUGAAGGAUAAUGAUUACAAAUGAGAUGGUUUCUGUUUUUUCUUAUAAAGAAGGAAACAUGACAGGGCUGCCUUCUUUCGUUUUUGAUAUUUUGUUUGUAUUUGGAGCCUUUAGUGUAUGAAAUUGGGCAAAAUCUGGCAAUCUCUGUGUUCACACAUAGGACACAUGAAUAUAAGUCAGUGUUAUAUAUUGAUGAUAUUUUAUUGUUUAUUUCAAGACUGGAAUAUUCUUUGUCAGAAUUGAUAAAUAAAGUUAAAUGUUUCCCCUUGACAUUAAGUCUAGUCGAGUCUGACUCUGGGUGGUGGUGCUCAUCUCCAUUUCUAAGCCAAAGAGCCGGUGUUGUCCGUAGACACCUCCUGGGUCAUGUGGCCAGCAUGACUGUAUGGAGUUCCAUUACCUUCUCACUGAAAUGGUGCCUGUUGAUCUACUCACAUUUGCAUGUUUUUGAGCUGUUAGGUUGGCAGAAGCUGAGGUUAACAACGGGAGCUCACUCCGUCCCACAAAUUCUAACUGCCUACCUUCCGGUCAACAAGUUCUGCAGCUUAGUGGUUUAACCUGUUGUGCCACCGCAGCAGAUUAAUUAAUUAAUUGAUAGAUCUAAUUAAUAGCUUGGUGGUUCUUUCAGGUGAUAUAGUUAACUUGCCUAAAUCUGAGGGUAAUCCAGUUGUGACUAAUGUUCUAUUUAAAUAUUGUACACUCUGACUGUACAAGAAAGAGAUAAAUGUCCCCUCUGAAGGUUUUUCUAUUUCCUAAAGUGUGUCAACUUUACCAAGUACAUAAAUUUUUUUAAUAUUCAACAGCAGUUACAUUUUAAUGUUAGUAAUUAAAAAACAUCCCACCCAUAAUCUAAAGUUCUGAGAGAAAUAUGCACAUGUAUGAAUUAGAGAAUGAAAAGGUUUUUUUGAUGAAGUUUGAAAGAGUAUAUUGUGAAAUAAACAUGGCAAGUGAUGAUUACAGAAAAAUGUUCUGUUUAUGAUGAUAAGUAGUAAUGAGCUACUGUAUAACACAGAAGAGACAAUCAGGUAUAAUUUGCUCUUUUGGAGCAGGGUUUUUAAAACUUUUUUCAUUUAUGAUCCCUUUUCCACCUAAGAUUUUUUUUUUAUGUGACCCUGGGUAUAGAGGUAUAUAAAAUAGGUAUACAAAUCAAACAUUUACCAAUGAUAAAUCAGCAUUUGCAAGGUGUGCUAAACAGGCUGAUUUUUUUAAUAGAGUACAGCUGAAACAUUUUUUGCAGAAUUCAUUGUAAAUAUUGCACAUUCCUACUAACCGAUUCUUGUAAAUAUGUAGUGUUCAAAAAACCUUUUACUGAUGCCAUUUUUUCACGACCCCAACAUCCCAUUUGGAGUUGGGACCCAGAGUUUACGAAGAGAACUAUAAGAAUUUUGCAAAGGAAUCAUAGCAAAUAUACAAAACUAGUAUAGGAUAACCUGCUUUCUUAUUUUGUGGUUGAAGACAUUUCUAAAAGAAAAGGAACUCAAAUAACACUAUGUAACAGGAUUUUUGUUCCUGAGUUAUAAAUGUCAUUUCCUAGUUGGUUUUAUCAUAAAACAUGGAAAAAGUUUAAUAAACUGCAGAAGCUUAGUUUUUGCAGGACAUCCUGCAGUACAUUCUGCUAUAGUUUUUAAAUGAAUAUCUCAUAGAGUCUCAACCAAUUCAACAUAGUUUGUGGCAGCCUCAAAACAAAGUUUCAAAGUAACCACUGCAUAAAUAAACAGGAAAUAACAUUUCAAACCAGGAACAGAAAAUGUUUCAAAUUUUGUUGCAUAGUGUAAUGGAUGUUCUGAUUUCUCUUGUGCAUGACUAACCAUUCAAGUGCAAAAACUGCCAUUCUUAACAGGAUCUUGAAAUCAAAAAGUUCAAAAUACAUGUAAGGGAAGAAGGUUGGAAUGAAAAACUUCUCACUUAAACAUCAUCCCUGGCAGCAAUUUUCAUAAACUUUUCAAGAAUUUUCUUCAGGAAUUUCUAGUAAGACAUGGUCUGUUAUGGGCUAAGGAUAAAAAAAUAACCUAACUAUCCUGAGGUAUGGUUAUUGUAUACUGAACAACUAUUUAUGGAAACAAAUAUAUAAAAUCUUUGUGAUUGUAGCUGCAUUCAGCCACACGGUGGCAACAUAGACUGAAAGUUGAUAAUUUUCCCCUAUUAAGAAAUUCACAGGAGACUGUGGGCAGAAAGAACAGUGUAUGAAGUGAGAUGAACAGCUUUUGCCUCUGUUGGAAAGAUAACAUUCAGUUGACUGCUCCAAUUAGCAGAACAAAAUUAAUUUUCUAUUAUUUGGUGGAUAAUAGUCCAAAACUUUAUAUUAGGAUCAGAAACUGAAAAGAAAAGGGAAAAGACUUUUCUGAACCAUGGAAGAUUGCUUCAGACACAAGCAAGGUCUGUAUCUUUUGUUCUUGUUCUCUGUGACUAAAGUACUGUGUGUUUCUAUACAUUAUUCUGUGCCUGAAGAGAAGAAAAGGGGGUCUCUGGUGGCAAAUGUGCUGAAGGAUCUGAAACUGGGAGUUGGAGAACUCUCUGCUCGCCGAGCUCAGCUAGUGUCCAAAAGCUCUGGGCAGUACUUUCAAUUUGACACCCAGUCUGGGAAUCUGCUCAUAAAUGACAAAAUAGAUCGAGAGAUUUUGUGUGGACAGACUGAACCUUGUUUAUUACUCUCUCAAAUUGUGCUCCAAAACCCUCUGAAGAUCUACAGUAUUGAAAUGAAGGUGGAAGAUGUAAAUGAUAAUGCUCCCAAAUUCUCUAAAAAUGAAUUUCAGCUAGAAAUUCCUGAAAAUGUUUCCCCAGGUACAAGAUUUCCCUUGGAGUCUGCCCAGGAUGAGGACCUGGGAGAAAACAGCAUCCAAAACUACACUCUCAGUCCCAAUGAACAUUUCCAUUUAGGUGUGGAAAACAGUAUGGAUGGAAGCAAGUAUGUGGAUCUCAUUCUAGAGAGACCACUGGACAGAGAAAGUCAGUCACAUUUGUGUCUGACACUUACAGCCAUGGAUGGUGGGGCGCCACAGAGAUCAGGUACAGUUCAAAUAAAUAUUAAUGUUUUAGAUAUCAAUGAUAAUUCCCCUCAGUUCACGCAGCCUGAAUACAAAGUAAGACUAAAGGAAAAUAGUUCUCGCAAUACUAUCAUCUCCAGAAUGGAAGCCAAAGAUUUAGAUUUUGGUUCAAAUGCUCAGAUCACCUAUUCCUUCCAUCGAGUCUCUAAACUAAUAAAUAAUUUGUUUCAUUUGAAUGAAAUGACGGGAGAAAUUAGUGUUUUGGGAGAAGUUGAUUAUGAAAAAGAAACCAAGUAUGAAAUGAACAUCAGAGCAACAGAUGGAGGUGGUCUUUCUGGACACUGCAAAGUCCUGGUAGAGGUUGAAGAUGUGAAUGACAAUGCUCCCGAAAUCUCGGUCAUCUCCAUCAAUAGCCCUUUGCCAGAGGAUUCCCCCUUAGAGACACUUGUUGCUCUGUUCAGUAUCACAGAUGAAGACUCUGGAGACAAUGGCAAAACUCUCUGUUCUGUGGAUAUGAAUCUUCCUUUUGUAUUGAAAGGUACUACAAAUAAUUUUUACCAGCUUCUGAUCCAAAGUUCUCUGGACAGAGAGAGAGUCUCUGAAUAUAAUAUCACUAUCACAGCCAUAGACUGGGGAUCUCCUAGAUUGACUUCAACAAUCAUUCUUAGUGUGCAGAUUUCUGAUGUCAAUGAUAAUCCACCAGUAUUUUUAAAGUCCUUGUUUGAGAUGCAUAUACAGGAAAAUAAUAUUCCAGGACUGCUAAUUGGUGCAGUUCAUGCUGUUGAUCUGGAUAUGGGACAAAAUGCUAAACUGGUCUAUUCAAUUUUGCCUGAGCAGUUUGGUGAUGAUCUUGUAGCCUCUUACAUCUCCAUGAACUCAGAAACAGGAAACAUGUAUGCACUCAGAUCUCUGGACUACGAGCAGAAAAAAGAUUUCAAAGUUACAGUGAGAGCAGCUGACAGUGGUAUUCCUUCUCUAAGCACAGAUGUGACUGUCCAAGUUGUUAUCAUAGAUGAAAACGACAAUGCUCCCUUCUUCCUGUAUCCCCUUCAAAACAGCACAUCGCCCUGCAAUGAACUACUCCCCAAAAUGGCAGAGGCUGACUACUUGAUCACCAAAGUGGUGGCUGUGGAUGGAGAUUCUGGUCAGAAUUCCUGGCUCUCCUAUGAAAUUCUGAAGGCCACAGACCCUGGUCUUUUCAGCAUAGGAGCCCAGAAUGGAGAGGUGAAAACCAAAAGACCACUGACUGAGAAAGAUACCAACAGACAGAGGCUUGUUAUUGCAGUCAAGGACAAUGGCGUUCCUCCUCAGACCAGCACUGCAAUGCUGAAUAUUCUUCUGGUGGAUGGCUUUUCUGAUCCUUAUCUAAAGGUGGUAGAUGUCCGUCAGCAGGACCCGGAAGAUGAGGGAACCUUGACCAUGUAUUUAGUGAUCUGCCUGGCAUCAGUGUCUUUUGUAUUUCUCCUUUGCAUUGUUUCCUUUGUUGGGAUCAAGAUGUGCAAGAAAGACCACGGAAGUAGUUUUAUUGUUGCUCCUCCACUCUUUCCGCCUGCUAUUCCAGAGAACUGUACUGAUUCCCAAAGUGGAUCACUUUCCAGGAAUUAUCAAUAUGAUGUUUGUUUAACGAAUGGAUCCCUGAGCAGUGAGUUCAGAUUUCUCAGGCCUCUCAUUCCUGUGUUUUCUGUUGCGGAUCAAAACUUCCCUGUGAACCACAACACCUGUUCUGGGUCCCAAGAUUCUUCUGAAAAUUUGGAAGACACUCAAUCAAAGGAACAGGUGAGAUAA